This is a messenger RNA of Diospyros lotus (date-plum), 3265 nucleotides long. RefSeq lists its product as uncharacterized. Lineage: Eukaryota; Viridiplantae; Streptophyta; Magnoliopsida; Ericales; Ebenaceae. The transcript has 23 exons. Gene Ontology annotation, molecular function: ATP binding; ATP hydrolysis activity. Bases 129 to 3089 code for a protein of 986 amino acids. The record is from RefSeq and is a predicted model, not a curated record.
UCCAAGUAAAGGUUUAAUUUUGGAAUUGCGUUCAUCGUUUGCCCCCUUCCCGUUCCCGCUUCUUCUACACAUCUUCCCGCCAAACACACAUUGAUCUUCUCUGCUACGCUGCUCAGUCCCCUCCAUCAAUGGAUGCGGAUAUGGACAUGGACAUGGACAUGGACAUUCCUCUACCAGAAGAGCUCGAAUGGCUCGAAGCCAACUCUCACUUCUACGAAGACCCUGAACCCUAUCCAGAAGAAGAAGAUCACGAACCCUACCCAGAAGAAGAAGAAGACCACCAUUUGGAACCACCACCACCAAAACCUACUCUAUCCCUCCCUCCGAAAUCCACGCCAUCAGCAGAUCCAUCAACUAUUCCGAAAACCCAAGUCAAUAUCAAGAAGCGGUUCCGAUCCAAAGUCCCCGAUUUUCUGAAUUCCGACAAACAUGGCCAGUUGCAGGAUAAGCGGAGCAGGGCCGACGAUGUGGCGCCUGGAGAGGACGACGAAGAUUGGCUUCGUUAUUCUCCACCCCGAAACGAGGUGGCUGAAGUGGCUGAGCCUGUGGUUGUUGUUGAGGAGGAGACGAUUGUGUCGCGGUACGCUUCGAAGAUUGACGGGGAGUGUGUUCCGGUGACCGGACUCGACGGCGAUAGGGUUUAUGUGAAGAUGAAUAGGGUCGAGGAGUCGGACCGGCGGAAGAAAUUGACCGUGAAAGAGCAUUCCAGUGUUGCAGGUCUUAUUUCAGAACCCAUCCAUAUUCUGAUGCAGAGGGUGGAAACAGAGGCUUUCACAAAGGCUGUUCAAGCUAGUGUUCAAUGUGACAAUGGCACAAUCCUUCCUGAAACACCAUUGGUGAAUGAAAAGCUUUGGGUGGAUAAAUAUGCUCCAAAUUCGUUUGUGGAACUUCUUAGUGAUGAACAAACAAAUCGUGAGGUACUUUUGUGGUUGAAACAGUGGGAUUCUUGUGUUUUUGGAUCUGAAAUUAGGACUACAGGAGAUGAGGUUUUGUCUGCUUUGAGACGACAUUCUUCAGCUGCUCAACAUCAGAAACUCUCUGAUAGGAGCUUUCCAGGGAAGAGUAGAGGAUCUAGAUUUGGCACAAAAACUUUCAAAGUUUAUAAUGAUUUGGGCCUGGAGAACAAUGACCCCAAAGGUGUUUCAGAGUUAUGGAAGAAGAAAAAUAAGGGUUCUGGUCCUCCGGAGCACAAGAUUCUUCUACUCUGUGGGCCCCCAGGGCUAGGGAAAACAACCCUAGCACAUGUAGCAGCCAGGCAUUGUGGAUAUCGUGUUGUGGAGAUAAAUGCAAGUGACGAUCGGUCUUCAUCAACAAUUGAAGGGAAAAUUCUUGAUGUGGUUCAGAUGAACUCUGUCAUGGCUGACUCAAAGCCUAAGUGCUUGGUAAUUGAUGAAAUAGAUGGAGCUCUUGGGGAUGGCAAGGGUGCUGUGGAGGUCAUUCUGAAGAUGCUCUCUGCAGAUAGGAAGUCAGAUGCUGGAAAAGAAAAUGUGGCUAAAGAGGAUCAUGGGAGGACAACAUCAAAAAAGAAGCAUAGAAGUGCACCAUUGUCCAGACCUGUGAUUUGCAUAUGUAAUGACCUAUAUGCUCCUGCCCUGAGACCAUUACGCCAAGUGGCAAAGGUUCAUAUAUUUGUUCAACCAACAGUUAGUCGUGUCGUAUGCAGACUGAAGCAUAUAUGUUACAAGGAAGGACUAAGGACGAGUUCCAUUGCACUUACUGCACUUGCAGAAUAUACUGAGUGUGAUAUACGCUCAUGUUUAAAUACUCUUCAGUUUCUUGACAAGAAGAAGGAAACACUUAAUGUGUUGGAGAUCAGUUCUCAAGUGGUUGGCCGCAAGGACACUUCAAAAAGUAUUUUUGACAUAUGGAAAGAGAUUUUUCAAAAGAGAAAAGUUAAAAGGGAAAGGAAGUUUGGUAAUGGCAGCAGCAGAAUGUCAAAUGAAUUUGAAUUUCUGCGCUCCCUAGUUUCUAACCGUGGUGACUACGACCUAAUUUUUGAUGGGAUCCAUGAAAAUGUUUUACAACUCCAAUAUCAUGAUCCAAUCAUGCGAAAGACUGUAAAAUGCUUGCAUGGUCUUGGUGAUUUCGAUUUAAUUCAUCAAUACAUAAUGCGAACACAACAAAUGUCUCUUCAAGUUUAUCAACCCACUAUUGUGAUGGCCAUACAUGGUCUGGUAGCACAAAACGUGAAACCAAAUAUUGAAUGGCCAAAGUCUUUCCAAAGAUACCGAACAACACUGAUAGAGAAGAUGGAUUUUUUACGCUCUUGGCACAAUAAAAUUUCACCACACAUUGCAAGGCAUAUGUCAACAAAAUCUGUUGUAGAAGACUCAAUAUCUCCAUUAUUGCAUAUUUUAUCACCACCAAAUCUAAGGCCGGUAGCGGUUCACUUACUAUCAGAGAAGGAGAAGAAUGAUAUGGCCCAGUUAGUGAAUACAAUGGUCUCCUAUUCUGUUACAUACAAAAUUCAAAAAUCUGAUUCUCUACCAAGUGCCCUGAGAAACGAAGCAGUUUUAGAUGCAUUGGUGCUUUCAUUUGAUCCUCCAAUUGGUGAUCUAAUAAACUUCAAAGGCUAUGCAUCUGAUCAUACUGUUCUUGCUGUAGCUCUGAAGCAGGUCUUGGUGCAUGAGGUGGAAAAGCAAAGGAUUUUGCAAGGAAGCAUCAACAGAUCUGUGGACCCUAAGGCAAACCAGAUGCUACCAGGGGAGGACAAUUGCAAACCAAAAUCUCUGACAUCUAGUUGUGUAACUUCAUGUGCUGAAAACACGCAAAGUACCAAGAAAGCAUCAAACCCGAUGCCAUCCAAAUGGACUGCUAACCAUGUUUUGGCAGCUUCGGCAUCUACUCCAAUUGCAACAACUAGUGUACAAAAGAGUUCCACAGGAUAUGCAAAGAAGACUUAUAGUGGCUCCUUCAACUUCUUUGACAGGUUUAGGAAGUUCAGCAGCAAAGGUUCUCAAGAACAUGACAGUGCUAAAAAAAUGCCAGCAACCUUGAUGAGGGAUUCACGUCCUCUGCUAUUUAAAUUCAAUGAGGGCUAUACAAAUGCAGUAAAAAGGCCUGUCCGAAUUCGUGAAUUUCUUCUCUAAAUUGUUGUGGCCUUCCAAAGUAAUGGGGCGAGGUGCUGUGUUUUAGUUAUCAUCAUGUAAUUUAGAUUUGAUAAACUGAACUCUCACCGAAGGCAACAAUGUAAUAAUACAAUGCAGUUUGUUGCAGAGAAAUAUUAAAAAAAAAAAAAAAAUUGCUAUACUAAGGCAUUAAGUUC